Molecule: messenger RNA, 1909 nt
Organism: Lagenorhynchus albirostris (white-beaked dolphin)
Lineage: Eukaryota; Metazoa; Chordata; Mammalia; Artiodactyla; Delphinidae
Gene: LINGO3
Product: leucine rich repeat and Ig domain containing 3
Exons: 1
Coding region: 1-1779 (592 amino acids)
Cellular component (GO): plasma membrane
Molecular function (GO): protein binding
Source: RefSeq, a predicted model, not a curated record
AUGACCUGCUGGCUGUGUGUCCUGAGCCUGCAGUUUCUGCUCCUGCCCGCGGCCCCGCCCCCCGCUGGGGGCUGCCCGGCCCGCUGCGAGUGUACAGUGCAGAUGCGCGCGGUAGCCUGUCCCCGGCGCCGGCUGACCGCGGUGCCCGACGGCAUCCCGGCCGAGACGCGCCUGCUAGAGCUCAGCCGCAACCGCAUCCGCUGCCUGAACCCGGGCGACCUGGCCGCCCUGCCGCUGCUGGAGGAGCUGGACCUGAGCGAGAACGUGAUCGCGCACGUGGAGCCCGGCGCCUUCGCCAACUUGCCGCGCUUGCGAGAGCUGCGCCUCCGCGGCAACCUGCUGAAGCUUAUCCCGCCCGGCGUCUUCACGCACCUGGACAACCUCACGCUGCUGGACCUGAGCGAGAACAAGCUGGUCAUCCUCCUGGACUACACCUUCCAGGACCUGCGCAGCCUCCGCCGGCUGGAGAUGGGCGACAACGACCUGGUGUUCAUCUCGCGCCGGGCCUUCGCGGGGCUGCUGGCGCUUGAGGAGCUGACCCUGGAGCGCUGCAACCUGACGGCGCUGUCGGGCGAGUCGCUGGGCCACCUGCGGGGCCUGGGCGCCCUGCGGCUGCGGCACCUGGCCAUCGCCGCCCUGGAGGACCAGAACUUCCAGCGGCUCCCGGGCCUGCUGCACCUGGAGAUCGACAACUGGCCCCUGCUGGAGGAGGUGGCCGCCGGCAGCCUGAGGGGGCUCAACCUGACCUCGCUGUCCGUCACGCACACCAACAUCACCGCCGUGCCGGCCGCCGCCCUGCGCCACCAGGCCCACCUCACCUGCCUCAAUCUCUCGCACAACCCCAUCAGCACGGUGCCGCGAGGGUCCUUCCGCGACCUGGUGCGCCUGCGUGAGCUGCACCUGGCUGGGGCCCUGCUGGCCGUGGUGGAGCCGCAGGCCUUCCUGGGGCUGCGGCAGAUCCGCCUGCUCAACCUCUCUAACAACCUGCUGUCCACGCUGGAGGAGAGCACUUUCCACUCGGUCAACACGCUGGAGACGCUGCGCGUGGAUGGGAACCCGUUGGCCUGCGACUGUCGCCUGCUCUGGAUCGUGCAGCGCCGCAAGACCCUCAAUUUCGACGGCCGCCUGCCGGCCUGCGCCACCCCAGCCGAGGUCCGCGGCGACGCGCUGCGCAACCUGCCGGACUCGGUGCUCUUCGAGUACUUCGUGUGCCGCAAGCCCAAGAUCCGCGAGCGGCGGCUGCAGCAUGUCACGGCGGCCGCGGGCGACGACGUGCGCUUCCAGUGCCGCGCCGAGGGCGAGCCGGCGCCCACCGUGGCCUGGGUGACGCCGCGCCACCGCGCGGUGACCGCCGCCAGCGCCGGCCGGGCGCGCGUGCUGCCGGGCGGCACGCUUCAGAUCCGGGACGCGCGGCCAGGGGACAGCGGCACCUACACGUGCGUGGCCAGCAACGCGGGCGGCAACGACACCUACUUCGCCACGCUGAGCGUGCAGCCCGAGCCAGCCACCAACCGGACCCCGGGCGAGGGCCGCAACGACACGCAGGCGGCCGUGCGCUUUCCUCUGGACCUCACCACUAUCCUGGUGUCUACCGCCAUGGGCUGCAUCACCUUCCUAGGCGUCGUCCUCUUCUGCUUCCUGCUGCUCUUCGUGUGGAGCCGCGGCCGCGGGCAGCACAAGAACAACUUCUCGGUGGAGUACUCUUUCCGCAAGGUGGACGGGCCCGCCGCGGCUGCCGGCCAGGGGGGCGCCCGCAAGUUCAACAUGAAGAUGAUCUGAGAGGCCCCGGCCCACCUCCCGCGGCCCCCGCCGCUGCGCCUGCGCCAGAGGCCGCGUCUCCGUCUCCGCCCAAAUCCACGCCAGCCCGUGGCUGGCCCAUCUGACUACCACCUAUGCAUUUCCCGUAGGG